AUGGAUCCGAAGGAGGGGCGUCCGGGCAGCCGGCCGGGCUCGGCUGGGAGCAGCACACGGCCCGGUUCGUCACGUGGAGUCCUGGCAAGCGCCGGAGCCAGCAUCAGCGUGAAGGAGUCUCUCGACAUCCUGCGCGAUGCCUCGAAAUCCACUGCCAAGGCACUGGAAGUUCAGCAGGAUGCCAGGGCAGCAGUCGCUGGCAUGAAGGAGGCGGCAGAGCGGCUCGAGCAGGCCACGACGGCUGCUGACUCGACGAGCAAGAUGACCAGCUCCUUAGAUGAGAAGUGGGAGGAGUUCAAGAGGAAGUUCGACGAGCUCAACCGCAUGGCCGUCGAGAAGGUGAUGGGCCUCGGUGGUCUGUCCUCAUCAGGCCUCCGCCCAGCUGAGCGAAUCUCCGUGGCACGCGCGGCUCAGGUCCUGCGGCGCUCGCGGAAUCUGGUCGUGCUUACGGGGGCUGGCAUCAGCGCGGAGAGUGGUAUCCCAACCUUCCGGGGUGCCGACGGCUUCUGGACUGUCGGGUCGAAACACUAUCAGCCGCAGGAGUUGGCCACCUGGGAGAAGUACAACGAGAUGCCUGCAGAGUUAUGGCGGUGGUAUCAAUACAGGUGGGGAAUCUGCCGGAAGGCCAAGCCGAACGCGGGACAUUUCGCCCUGGCUGAGCUGCAGAAGCUCGUGGACGGUGAGUUCAAGCUGGUCACACAGAACGUGGAUGGCUUGCACCUGCAGGCUGGAACUGAUGCUAGCAAGCUUUGCGAGAUCCAUGGCAGAAUCGACGAGAUGCGCUGCGACGAGCGUGUGGAGGGCGCCUGCCUCUACAAGGUAGACCUGAACGACGUGGCCAACCUGGAGCGAGCGCGGGCCACGGUGAUGCGGACCCCGGAGCCUGCGAAGGAAGAGAAGGAGGAGUGCCUGCCAAUGUGCCCAAAGUGUGGCGUGAGGCAGCGGCCGAAGAUCCUGUGGUUCGACGAGACUUACAACGAGGCCUUUUUCCACUGGAAGACCGUCAUGGAUCAGAUGGAGACCUGCGAUGUUCUGCUCAUCGUCGGAACGCAGCUAACCACGGGGGGUCCGAGGUCGAUGGUGCGGGCGGCGCAAAAGUCCGGGACCAUCAUCAUCAGGAUGGACACGGAGGUGGAUUUGAAGGAUGACGCCACGGCUGGCAUGCUGCACCUCGAAGGGAAAAGCGGCGAAGUGCUGCCGAACCUGCUGCGCGAAGUCUCCAGGCUCCGGAAGGAGCCGUUCCUGGCUCCCCUGGCGCCGCCUCCGGCGCCCUCCCCGGUCGCCUCUCCUGCGCCCCGGGCGCCGAGCCCUGCGCCGAGCUCGGCGCCCCGUGCGGCCGCGCGGGGAUCUUCGACGCCGGCAGCCGCCCGGGCGCCCCGAGCCCCGAGCCCCGGGCUCCGGGAGGCCAAGAGCUCGAAGAGCACCGCGAAGGUCGCUGCGGGUGGGGCCGUAUCGCCUCCGGCACCGCGGGCACCCUCUCGACGAAAGGCUCGCGCUGCAUCAUCUGCGGGGGCGCCAGUGGGCUUUUUCGUCUACGGCACCCUGCGGCCAGACGACGACUCCCAGGCUUCGUGGACCAAGUCCUUCAACGAAGGAAUGGAAGCCCAAGCCGCGUAUUUGCCGGGGGCCUCGCUUUACAUCGAUGGCCGCUAUCCUGCCGUUUGCUUCGAGGAGACGAGCUGCUCAGUGCGAGGGAUGUUGCUGACGCCCUCGGCCGAGAAGGCAGGGCUGCUUGCUGCAAAGCUCUCUGAGGCGGAUCAGAUCGAAGGCUAUCCCGACUUGUACAGCCGCACUGUAGCAACGGUCCUCAACGAUGCGGGCGUCGCGACGCCUGCGUACGUCUACCAUCGGACGGGCAAGUUCGACCGCGCAAGUUGUGAGCGCAUCGCCGACGGCGAUUGGCUUUCCCGGAAGCGGAGCUCUUAG
Symbiodinium sp. CCMP2592 is the source of this 1926-nucleotide messenger RNA. Lineage: Eukaryota; Dinophyceae; Suessiales; Symbiodiniaceae. The record is from the annotation of a GenBank genome assembly.